Hansenula anomala is the source of this 495-nucleotide messenger RNA. RefSeq names its product DNA-directed RNA polymerase II subunit RPB4 (gene RPB4). Gene Ontology annotation, cellular component: P-body; RNA polymerase II, core complex. The record is from RefSeq and is a predicted model, not a curated record. Lineage: Eukaryota; Fungi; Ascomycota; Saccharomycetes; Phaffomycetales; Wickerhamomycetaceae. The transcript is spliced from 2 exons. Gene Ontology annotation, biological process: nuclear-transcribed mRNA catabolic process, deadenylation-dependent decay; positive regulation of translational initiation; mRNA export from nucleus in response to heat stress. Gene Ontology annotation, molecular function: nucleotide binding; translation initiation factor binding. The coding region runs from base 1 to 495 and encodes 164 amino acids.
AUGAAUGUCUCUACUUCUACAUCUGGUAUCAAGAGAAGAACUGUGAAAACCUUGAACGAAGAAGAGGAAAAUGCAGCCACAUUACAUCUAGGACCUGAAUUCGAUAUUAAACAAUAUACUCAUGAUGGUGAAGCUAUGGAUCUUAUUGCCUUGAAUUUAUCAGAAGCAAGAAUCGUCAUAAGAACUGCUUUGAAAGAAAGAAAGAAAUUGAUGACCCCAAAUGUUGGUGCAAAUGAAGUGUUGAAGAAAACUUUAGAUUACCUUAGUGUGUUUGCAAGAUUUAGAGAUUCUGAAACCUGUGCAGCUGUUGAACAAGUUUUGAAAACUCCAGAAAAUUCAAACCUACAUCCUUUCGAAUUGGCACAAUUAGGUUCUUUGGCAUGUGAUGAUACAGAUGAAGCAAAGACUUUGAUACCAAGUUUAGGAAAUAAGAAAACAGAUGAUGAAUUACAAAACAUAUUGAAUCAACUAUCGAGAUUGGAAACCCCAUAUUGA